This is a messenger RNA of Gastrolobium bilobum, 954 nucleotides long. RefSeq names its product glucuronoxylan 4-O-methyltransferase 1. Gene Ontology annotation, biological process: xylan biosynthetic process. The coding region runs from base 1 to 954 and encodes 317 amino acids. The record is from RefSeq and is a predicted model, not a curated record. Lineage: Eukaryota; Viridiplantae; Streptophyta; Magnoliopsida; Fabales; Fabaceae. The transcript has a single exon.
AUGCCCCCAGAUGUACUUCAUUUUCGUCCUCUCUCAUCUCCUCUAGUUCAAUUUUCUCCUCCAUUCACAACUCAAGCACAAGAAAAUCAACCUUUUAUUGACAAAUAUUGGCACGGAACAAAAGGGAUGAAUCUCACCAAAAAGAAACUCAUCCCUAUCCUUGUUUUGAUCCUUUCUGUCAUAUCAAUCCUCAGACUUCUGAGCCUCACUAUCAAUACUUCAUCUUCUUCCCCUGUGUAUCCACCUUUGUCCACCUGCAACAAAGUAGCAUCACAUGCACCUGAAUCCUCAGAGCAGCCUAGAAAACCUCCCAACAUCACCACCACCAUGACUGAGAAAGAAUUCAAGGUUCUAUCAGAUCUCAUUGCUCUUAAAUCCCCAUGCAACCUCCUCAUAUUUGGGUUUCAACCACAGUACCUUAUCCUCUCUUCCAUAAAUGCAGCUGGUACCACCAUCUUUCUCGAGGAUGACCAUGAUAAAAUAAGCAAGGUAAGAAUAAACUCCAACAACACUCAAAUAUACAAACUUGAGUAUAAUAUGCCAGCAAAAUCAGCUUACAAACUGCUCAAGCAUGCAAGGCAGAACCCAGAAUGUGCACCAAACCCAAGAUUCCUUCAAAUAUCAAAAUGCAAGCUUGCAUUGAAAAAUUUGCCAGCACAAGUUUAUGAGAAGAAUUGGGAUGUCAUGGUGGUAGAUGGACCCAGUGGGGAUUCACCAGAAUCACCAGGUAGGAUGGCACCAAUUUACACUUCUAGUGUACUAGCUAGAACUGGGAAUACUUCAGAUGUAGUAGUACAUGAUGUAGAUCGUAUGAUAGAGAAAUGGUUUUCUUGGGAGUUCUUCUGUGAUGAGAAUUUGUUGUAUUCUAAAGGGAAGUUAUGGCACUUCAGAAUCACAAGUCACUCAAAUCCCACAAGAUUCUGCUCUACCAGGGUAAGUACUAUAGAAAAGUAG